CUAGUGGGCAGAAAACCCUAGGAGAGAGAGGGUGAAGCUCUGAGGAGAUGGGACACGUAAGCGAACACCACGAAGCGACGGACGGCUUGGUGAAGCUGCUGACGAAAGCGAACCACGAUCUGACGGUGGUUCAGCACCGGCUCGAGAGGGAGUUCCAGCAAAUCUACCCGGACAAUGCGAACCCGAUGAAGCUGGUUUCGAGGAUAAAGAAGAUUCAAGAAGAAUUGUCGACAUUGGAAGAUCACUGCCGCCAACUUCUCUCUGCCAAACAGGAUUUGAUUGAUAAGGCGAGGACGACUCUGGUUGGGAACAGAAAUCAGUUGCAGCGGAUGGAGACGUCGAUGGGAGUUUUCGCCGACGCUGAUUCGGAUGAUUCUGCUUUUGCUAACUUCAACCAGGUCAUUGAUGAGUGGACGGCUCAAGUCAGAUCAAAAACAGGGGAUGAGAAUCGCGAUUCGGAUUCGGAGGAUAUCAAUCAGUUGCUCUUUUCGGCUAUAGUCUAAGGCAACUGGUCUUGUUCAGUGAUGUUCAUGUGUGUAUCUGAAUACGUUCUGUUUGAAUAUGAAUAUGCAUUGUAUUGGAUACUUGAUACUGCGACAGUAAAUCAGCAUUAAACACAGAA
Molecule: messenger RNA, 622 nt
Organism: Malus domestica (apple)
Lineage: Eukaryota; Viridiplantae; Streptophyta; Magnoliopsida; Rosales; Rosaceae
Biological process (GO): mitotic cell cycle; chromosome segregation; cell division
Cellular component (GO): outer kinetochore; spindle microtubule
Molecular function (GO): microtubule binding
Source: RefSeq, a predicted model, not a curated record